AUGGAGGCCGAACUUUCAGAAAUCGAGUUGCGACGAGCGGUCCUGGAUGGCGACGCAAAGCAGGCCGCCAGUCUUCUCACCAAACACCAGGAGGCCAUACAGGAAAUGAAUAAACUUCUGACUGCUAGUCAAAAGGAAAAACAAGCACUGGUCGAGCAGAUGACAGCCCUUCAAAAGGCCCUGACGGAUGCUGAUCUGGAGAAACAGAGUCUUAUCAGGCAGACUAAUAAGCUUGAAAAAGAUCACCAACAACUGAAGCGAUACCUCGAAAAGUCUGAGAAGGAAAAGCAGAAAGUUGAUGCCUACCUCAACAGAUCGACGAAGGACCGUAACAAUACAAAAGCGGCGAUUCGUGAGAUGGAGAAUGAAAAUGUGGAGCUGAGGGAGCAGUUGCAGUGUGCACAGCUGGACAAGGCAUUUCUAGCUUAUGCGCCAUCGUCAGGCCUCCAUGUAUCAAUCCUCAACCUCGAAGCCUCGGCUCCGGCGAAACUCUGUGAACUGGAGAAGAGCUAUGCACAGAGGAUGAGCCAGCUGACAAUGCAGCAGAGAGCUGACUCCGGAAAUGAAGUUGACCGUUUGCGCCAAAGCCUUAAGCAGGCUGAGCGCGCCCUCGAGGCCCGCGAGCGUGCCCACCGCCAACGCGUGAGAGGAUUGGAGGACCAGGUAAUGGGUGCUUACUCAUGCCAAAACCCUGUAUGUGUAGCCCGGUAG
This is a messenger RNA of Dibothriocephalus latus, 711 nucleotides long. NCBI's taxonomy places the organism in Eukaryota, Metazoa, Platyhelminthes, Cestoda, Diphyllobothriidea, Diphyllobothriidae. The record is from the annotation of a GenBank genome assembly.